AUGGCAAAUGUGAGGAGCGAGAGCGGUGAGUUGACACAACUUGUUAUUCGUUCUAUUGUAAACAACCAAAUGGGGACGUUGCCCCGGUUGGAGAGCGUGUUUUUAAUCUUUUUUGCGCGCAGAACUCUCAGAAACAGACGUCGACGAGCUUACUGCUCUGGUCCCGCGCUCAGGCCGUUCAGUGGUAUGUUCAUGUUACACUAUCACCUGAGAUGUUUAGAAAAUGACGGGGAAUCGAGAGAAUAUUAUCUCCGAAAGCCAUGAAUCGGAAUCUCACGUGAUGGAUGAAGUCGCCCUUCUGGAGAAAUGCAGACUUAACUAUAGUCACAUCGGCGAGGAUUAUGUAAAUCUGGUAUUUACAGCCUUGAAAAAUAUUGAUUUGAAUCCGCCAACGCUGAUUAGCGGCGGAUCUUCUGGAUCUUAUUUUAUUCACGAUUCUGAAUCGGUAAGCAAUGACUCAUAACAAUUAAAGUUUUUCGGUUUUAGAAAAUAGUAGGUGUUUUCAAGCCACAAGACGAAGAGCCUUAUGGAAUUAACAACCCCAAAUGGGGCAAAUGGCUCCAGAAGGUGCUCCUUCCAUGUUCUUUCGGCCGCGGGUGUCUGGUUCCCAACCAGGGGUUCCUCUCUGAAGCAGCGGCAUUUCUAGUCGAUAAAUAUUUUGGUAUUGGAAUAGUCCCGGAGACGGCGGUGGUUGGAAUGGCGUCCAAGGUUUUCCAUUAUAACCGAUUCCAAAGAUACGAAGCCCGAGCGAGAAAGAGGGCCGCCCAGCAGUUUCCCAAUCUCGGGAAUCGCUUCAAUUGGUCUCAGGUUUACAAAACUAAGGCAUGGUUUGUUUUCCGAAUAUAAUGCUUACAAUUGAAAUUAAUUCUACGGUUAUUUUUUAGUACGGUAGUUUUCAACGAUUUGUAAAUGGCUAUAUGAGCAGUGAGGACUUCUUGCGGACCUUAAACGUAGAAAAAUUAUCGGAAGCGGAGAAGAAGGAUCUCACAAUUCAACUCCAAUUCUUAUUUGUCCUUGAUUACAUGACGCGAAACACAGGUAAUUUAGAAAGUUUCUUCAACUUUUGUUUUUAGACCGAAAGAAUGCCAACUUUCUGGUGAAAAUAGGCGAAGUCCCAAUCAGCUCAGAAGAAGCACCGUGCCCACCAAAGACUGAUGUUGAAGCUCCUGCAACCAUUAUCCAUAUUACCCAGGAUGAUGCGACAGUAAAAGAAACGGAACAUGACAUGGUACCCCCUGCCAGUAUAUCUGUGCCAAACAAUCCUCCAGAACCCUGUAAACGACGGACAUUCCACAUAGCAGCUAUUGAUAAUGGACUGGCAUUCCCUUUCAAACAUCCAGGAGAGAUACGAUCAUGUAUGUUUAAAUGACCAUGUUAAUUUAUUAUGCGUGGUUAAUGUAUUAAUUGAGAUUGUUUCAGAUCCUUUUUGUUGGUCCGUGUAUUUUAGACCUUUUGCGACACAACCUUUUGCUGAUGAGGUAAAGCAAAAGAUCUUGCCAUUAUUGGAAGAUGUUCAAAAGGUCAAAGAACUUUGUGACAUCCUCAGGGCAGAGUUUAUGGUAAGCGAUUAUGACAGAUAUUGAAGUUUUCUUCAGAAAGACAAGAGAUACCGGAAGAAGAAGACCAUUGAAGCACAGCUUUCUGUAUUCCGAGGACAAUUACUUAAUUUAUUCGAUGCUCUUAAGAAUAAUAAAACACCUGCCGAAUUGGAACUGGUAAGUUAAUUUUGUAUACAGAUCUAUUUGAACAGGUUUUCACAAAUAAUUAACCUAAAAAGAAUACUACUCAUAUUUUAUUUUUACAUGGUUUUAGUCGCGUCCGGUGUAUUUAAAAGAGAUUGGACGAAAAAAGCGACGUGUGACUGCUCAAACAUCUCGUUCAAGUGUAUCCAGUGUAGAGGAUACCUUUGUUAAUGUAGUGGUAGAAGGUCAGCGGGACAUAACGGAGCCCGUAGCCGAGUCGAGUAGUCGUCCUAGUCAUCCCUGGAAGGAUAUGUACGUCCUCAAAGUGCAUACUCAGAAUCCCUACUUCUCUUGUUGUUGA
Bursaphelenchus xylophilus (pine wood nematode) is the source of this 2043-nucleotide messenger RNA. The record is from the annotation of a GenBank genome assembly. NCBI's taxonomy places the organism in Eukaryota, Metazoa, Nematoda, Chromadorea, Rhabditida, Aphelenchoididae.